Messenger RNA from Acanthamoeba castellanii str. Neff, 759 nucleotides. Its product is annotated as Myotubularin, putative. Bases 1 to 759 code for a protein of 252 amino acids. Lineage: Eukaryota; Discosea; Longamoebia; Acanthamoebidae. The transcript is spliced from 5 exons. The record is from RefSeq and is a predicted model, not a curated record.
AUGAAGGCUGCGGCACCCCAGGAUGAACAGCCGAACCCGAGCCCCAGCCCCGGCCCCAGUCCCAAUAAGCCCAAAGUGGCCAAGCACCACAAGGCGAAGGGCCUCGUCGUGGUGCCGGGCGAGGUGGAGAAGUUCAUCGGGGAGGCCCUCCUUCGAUCCCACCCGGCAUUUGACGUCGCCGCCCAGUUGUCUGGUCGCCUCCACCUCACCAACUUUCGUUUGAUCUUCCUCCCCGACCAUACCAGCCAACGCGUGCCUCUCGGCUCCAUCUUUCGGGUGAAGUACUUCGAUCGGCGAGACCGCUCCAACAAGUCGCACUCCAAAGCCAAAGCCAAGGGCGGGGCGGUCCAGCCCAAGACUCCCGCUGGCUACCACCUCAUCCUCUGCCUCAAGUGCAAAGACUUUCGGGAGGUGGUGUUUGCGCUCGACACGCGCGACGACCGGCACGCCGAGUUCUACGGGGCCGUGCUCAAGCGCACAUUCCCGGCCAACGUGCGGGAGCUCUUCGCCUUUUCCUUCCGGCCCCCGUGGGAGCAGGUCGCCCGCUGGUCGUUUUACGACCCCCAGGAGGAGUUCCAGCGGCAGGGCCUGUUGGUGGUGCCCAAGUCCAUCGACGACGACACCCUCCGCAAGGUGGCCGACUUCCGUUCCAAGGGGCGCCUGCCCGUGCUCUCCUACAAGCACGUCAAUCAGCCUGCCAGCCUUGAUUGCAAGGCCUUCGGGCUGAGCGAAAGGGCUGAUUGGAUGACUGAAUGCUGA